UAAGCUGAUCUGAAGUCGUGCAGACUGGCUCUGACACUUUCUUUGCACAAGGGACAACGACUUUCGGAAAAAGUUGCUCAUUUUUUUUGGCCAGCAGUGUGCGCCUGACUGAGGAAACCUGCUGAGGUGUGCUCGCUUUGCAAAGGCAACAUGAUCGGUGGUGCUUUGCAGAUCGCUGGGCUGCUUGUUGGUGGCAUUGGCAUGAUUGGGACAUUCGCUGUCACGGGCAUGCCUCAGUGGAGGGUGUCUGCCUUCAUAGAGAACAACAUCAUCGUGUUUGAGACCAUUUGGGAAGGCCUGUGGAUGCACUGCAUCAGGCAAGCCAACAUCAGGAUGCAGUGCAAAGUCUAUGACUCCGUGCUGGCCCUCUCACGGGACCUGCAGGCAUCCAGAGGGCUGAUGUGUGCUGGGUCCGUGCUCUCAUUCCUCGCUUUCACGAUUGCCAUUACUGGGAUGAAGUGCACACGGUGCACGCAGAGCAGCUGGCAAGCCAAGGGCUAUAUUAUUCUGAUGGCUGGGAUCCUCUUCAUCCUCUCCGGUGUCGUUGAGCUCAUCCCGGUCUGCUGGGUUGCCAACACCAUCAUCAGUGACUUCUACAACCCCAUGGUCAACAUUGCACAGAAAAGGGAGCUUGGAGAGGCCCUUUACCUGGGCUGGGUAGCUGCCUUCUGCCUCGUUGCUGCUGGAGCCAUAUUCUGUUGCUUUUGCUGCUGCUGUGAGGAAACCAGAAGCUACGGAUACUCUGCAGCAACCCACUACCCCACUCACAGCCAGCAUCUGCACAGCAAGACUGAAAGCUCAUACUCCAGAAGUCAGUACGUCUAGAUGCCUCCUACCUUUUUCUACUUUUGAAGCAUUCGAUCUGGAUGGAUGGAUUUCAGCUUCUGCACAAAAGGGCAGCUAGAAAGAUGCUUUUCCCUUCUGCUCUGCAACUGCUGCUGCUGGGGCCGUGUUUUGGAGCUGCAGUUACCCACAGUGAGCUCUGCUGUGGUGGUUAAUGCUGCAGCAUGGACAAUUUUAAUGCAUAGCGAGGUGAAUGUUUAAUAUUAUUUUAAUAGUAACUUCUAAUACCUUUUGGGUUGUGUGACGCUGCUUUGGUUGCAUUUUACGUGUAAAACAGUAACAAAGGGCUUAGAGUUCCACUGUGAUAUGAAAUUCUGGUCUAUUGCAAAGAAGAGGGGAGUUAAGCACCUGGGUGGUUUUAUUUCCUGCCUGGGAAAGAGGGGAUAACAGUGAAUAAGGACAAGAUAAUAAUGUUUAAAAGAAAAGCAUUCACUAAGGGAUUGAUUUACUGUAGGUUUAAUGAAAGGUUCCACGAAGAAGUUACUCAGCAGGGGAAGGUAAGCUGGAAUAUAUGAAAAAUAUCACACAUUUCAGAGAAUAAACUUAGCUUAAUGUUCGUCCUCAAUAUUAUCUUUCUGGUGAAAGUGAAUUUUUCUUUUGUAAUCCAUAUAGGUCAAACUUAUUCACAUCCCUCUUUUUAGAAGCAGCAGUAUUCCUUUGCAAACUCCUUGUGGCUUACUACAUUUUGCAAUAUUGCACAGAUCACAA
Molecule: messenger RNA, 1551 nt
Organism: Falco peregrinus (peregrine falcon)
Lineage: Eukaryota; Metazoa; Chordata; Aves; Falconiformes; Falconidae
Product: claudin-8-like
Exons: 1
Coding region: 151-825 (224 amino acids)
Biological process (GO): cell adhesion; bicellular tight junction assembly
Cellular component (GO): bicellular tight junction; plasma membrane
Molecular function (GO): structural molecule activity
Source: RefSeq, a predicted model, not a curated record